AAUACUAGAAUUGACUGUGACGAUUGUUUUGCUGUUACAUCUUGUGGAAAACUGAUUCUUCAUUUGAACAAGUUAACUUUUCAAACGCUUGGGCUCGAAGGAAAGUUGUCAUAUUUCCAUAAACGCUCAAAGGAUAAGUAUAACAAUGCCAAAAUAUCGACAAGUGACAUGUCUCCAGACGUUGGCUCUGAGAAGUGUUGGAAAUAUGGUCACAUCCUUAGCUCCUCAAAUAAUAGCAGACAUAAAACUGAUCAGUGACUCCCAAUGUAAACCGGAAUUGCUCCAAAUUAAGUUAGAUUGUGUGAAAGAUCUUCUGGUCUCGCAUGUCCCUUUCUAUUUAAUUGAUAAAAUGGCUGUGGAAGUUUUGAAAGCUGUGAAAUGUUUGAUAGAUGAAACUAAAAAGUGCUACUAUCCUCGUACCAAUAUCGAGAAAUUUUUGAUAGAAAUGAAUGUUGUCGUUAGUUUAACAGAGGUAGUUUUAAAUAGUCGAUUGAGAGAAAUAAGUUUUUCCGAAUGGCCGAAAAUAAUGAGAUACGUCCUUUAUAAAAAUUUAUAUAAAAUGACAGGCCUCGAAGUGUUGAAUUUAGGUUCCUGUAUUGGAGGUUGGCGAACCUCUGAACACGAUGAAUUCAUAUUGCAGGGUAUCAGAAACAUGUCGAACUUGCGUUCGUUGUGUCUAUGUUUCGACUGUACUGAUAUGAUUAUUCAAGUCUUAUGUGAUAAUUGUCCCCACUUGCAGUGCCUUGAUGUUACAUCUUCAAGAUCCGUCACUGAUAGGAGCAUUCAAUGUUUGUUGAAUUCCAAACAGUUAAAAGAACUGCAACUUCAUCAUACUUCUAUAACGACGGAAGGCCUGGCUCAUCUCCUGAAGGGCCUUCCUAAGAUCCAAGAAAUUGGAAAAUGCGAUGAAUUUGGAGAUGUUGUGAAGUUUUUGUAUCAUAGUUUGAACGCAACUGGUCCUUUCGCCUUAAAAAGGAUUCAGACUAGAGAUUUGUCUACUGAAAAUUUGAGGCUGUUUGUCGAUAUGUUUCCUAACAUCGAGUGCAUAAGUUUGUUUUAUCUUACAAGUCAGGUGGCUGAUUUUACGGUGUUUUCCUCUCUGGAUCACCUUAAAGAACUGAAGCUGUUAUCAUGCGCUUUUUAUGGGGAUUAUUUAAAGCAGCUGCUAGAGGUCAAAGGUACUAAUAUCGAGAAUUUACAUUUGGAACAUGUUGAAGAAAUUGAUUAUGACGUUUUGGUGCACAUCAGUAGAUUUUGUCCGUUUUUAAAAAGUUUGGUUAUUUAUAACUGCGAUUUUCUUUCGAAUAACAUUCUACCUUUACCCAAUCCUCACACUCCACCUUUUCAACAUUUAGAGAGAUUAUUCUGGAUGGUAGAUGGUGCUCUUCCACAUCUGGAGUACAUACUUUCAAAUGCAUCUCGCAUAAAAAAUAUCCACUUGGGAUCUUCAACGGGUAUCAAUCAUUCGUCCAUGGUUAGGACAUUGAAAAAAAAUCCUAUGACUAGUUUGGAAGAACUUAGAAUACUGUUUAGCAGUGAUAUGAACAUGAAAACAGUAGAUUUGUUACUGUCCAGCUGUAAGAAUUUGAAAGUGCUGUCAGAGCUUGAAAGCUGGCAAGGCAUAUCUCUUGCCGAAUUGAGGGCUUUCCGAAAUCAUAUCAUCAAAAAAAAUUUCGAUAUAGAUAUACGACCAACUCUAUCUUAUUACUCAUAUCAAUAACUCCAACUGGAAUAUAUAUUCGGGCGAUAGCUGGCCUACAAUUCCAUUUGAAAAUGCUAAAUUUUGGAUAUUUGGAAUAUACCAUCCAAAUGUUUUUUAUUGGUGCUCAAUGUUUUUCAUUUUGUUUAUUUGUACUCAAUGUAGUGAGAAAGUUUUCAUUGGUGUGCAAAUUGAUAUAAAUUUAAUAGCUUUGUGUUGUGAAAUUUGUUUUCUGUGGAAUAAAAGUUAUUUUAUUGAA
Harmonia axyridis is the source of this 1958-nucleotide messenger RNA. RefSeq names its product ribonuclease P protein subunit p40-like. The record is from RefSeq and is a predicted model, not a curated record. Bases 146 to 1720 code for a protein of 524 amino acids. Lineage: Eukaryota; Metazoa; Arthropoda; Insecta; Coleoptera; Coccinellidae. Gene Ontology annotation, biological process: endonucleolytic cleavage in ITS1 to separate SSU-rRNA from 5.8S rRNA and LSU-rRNA from tricistronic rRNA transcript (SSU-rRNA, 5.8S rRNA, LSU-rRNA); tRNA 5'-leader removal; tRNA 3'-end processing. The transcript is spliced from 2 exons. Gene Ontology annotation, cellular component: multimeric ribonuclease P complex; ribonuclease MRP complex; SCF ubiquitin ligase complex. Gene Ontology annotation, molecular function: ribonuclease P activity; ribonuclease MRP activity.